AAGAGGUACAGGGGCCUAUAUAACACAUAAAAAACACAAGGGUAGUUAAUGUAAACCAUUAUAACAAAGAGAGAGAUAAUAGAAAUUACAAGGAUCGUACCCAAACCCUCCAUUCAUCAAGAAACCAUGCCCGUACGCAUCUCACGAUCCUGAUCCUCCUCUUGGUGUUUCUGUUUCUACCGAAUUCCUCAAGAGCAACACAUCCAAUGGAGAAAAAACCAGCUUCUAGUCUAUUCGUUAAUGAUGGUUCCUUUAUGGAGAGGUUUAAACAACUUCAACAAGAUAAGGAAUCUAGUUCAGAGCCAACUUUAUCAGGGCCCACAAAGCCUAAGCCGGAUAUAAGUAACAGUGGCUCUAAAGCUAGUGCUUCUUUCAAAAUCAACAAACCUCCAUCUGGCAAACUUGCAUUCAGCCUGAAACAGAAAUCGAAACUUGUAACACCUGCUGUCAAGUUAAGUGAAGACGAUGAUGAAGAUGAAAGGAAUGACGGUAACUCAUCAGGUGACGGACCGAUAAAACGGCAAAAGGUGGACCGGUUUGAUGCCUCGGAACUGUCACUAAAGCAAGUUAUUGUUGUACCACCAAGUGAUCCCAUAGUAAAGAAGGCCGCAGAUAAUUUAGCAACUUUCGUGGCAAAAAACGGAAGGCAGAUUGAGCAUAUCACACGUCAAAAGAAUCCUGGAGAUACCCCUUUCAAAUUCCUGUAUGAUGAAAGCUGUGCUGAUUACAAAUAUUAUGAAUACCGGCUUUCUGAGGAGGAGAAGGUUCUGGGAAAAUCUGCAGACGCACAAAUACAACAUACUGGUGGUUCCAAGACUACUGCAGCGAAUAGCUCUCAAAAAUCACAUCAGCAACGUUCAAAUUACCAGAUCCCUGCCUCAGCUUUAUUUGAACCUACCGAGACUGCACAACCUGAUUAUGGUGAAGCUACGGCCCCAUCAGCUUCAGACCCGAUAGCUAUGAUGGAGUUUUAUAUGAAAAAAGCUGCACAAGAAGAAAAGAAAAGGCGCCCUAAACACUCUAAAGACGAGAUGCCACCUCCUGCUUCUCUCCAAGGUGAUGGUAAAAGGGGCCACCAUAUGGGUGAUUAUAUACCUCUGGAAGAGCUCGACAAGUUCAUGGCCAGCUGUAACGAUGCGGCUGCACAGAAAGCAGCUAAAGAAGCCGCACAGAGGGCGAGAAUCCAGGCUGACAAUGUUGGUCAUCGACUUUUAUCCAAAAUGGGUUGGAAAGAAGGUGAAGGGCUUGGGAGCUCUAGAAGUGGGAUAGCUGAUCCGAUUUUGGCGGGUAGUGUGAAAAAGGAUAACUUGGGUGUUGGUGCAUCUCAACCCGGUGAAGUGACACCCGAAGAUGAUAUCUAUGAGCAGUACAAAAAGCGUAUGAUGCUUGGUUACAAACACAGACCAAAUCCUCUGGGCAAUCCGCGGAAGGCCUAUUACUGAGCAUUACAAAAUGGAAGGGCUUAAGUUGUUAUGAAGAACUCAUCCCGAAAGAAAGAAGUAGGGAUUUAUUUACUUGUUUUAAAUAAUUGUACCGCGUGACAAAAUAGGAUCCGAUAUCUUGUUACUUUUGACAAUGUGUUUUGUUGGUUUUGUUUAUAUGGAUUAAGAUCGAACUCUUUACUGGUUUU
Helianthus annuus (common sunflower) is the source of this 1630-nucleotide messenger RNA. RefSeq names its product SURP and G-patch domain-containing protein 1-like protein. Gene Ontology annotation, cellular component: nucleoplasm. The transcript is spliced from 9 exons. The coding region runs from base 207 to 1442 and encodes 411 amino acids. The record is from RefSeq and is a predicted model, not a curated record. Gene Ontology annotation, molecular function: RNA binding. Gene Ontology annotation, biological process: RNA processing. NCBI's taxonomy places the organism in Eukaryota, Viridiplantae, Streptophyta, Magnoliopsida, Asterales, Asteraceae.